UCUCUCUUUCACACAUCUCUCAGUCAUCUUCUCUGCAACUGAUGGCAGUAGUGACAAGGAAAAGUCGAAGAGGCCAUCAGACCAACCACCAAAGUACAAAACCCUUACAGACCAAGGCAAAAUCGAAGACCAAAACCACAAUGAAGUUAACCCCAAAAUCGAAGACAUCCUCCGAUCUCUUCAAGCGUCUCUCCGAGGCUGAAGCCCUUGUUGUUAUGGUACUAUUAAUGGAGGAGAUUGCGCAUUGUCACCGGCUCGGCGUGGCUCACUGGGACUGUAACACCCCUAGUACUAAACGGGACAUCAAGCCGGACAGCGUUCUGUUCAAUGAGUGGGACGAGCUGAAGCUAGCCGACUUCGGCUCCACUGAGAGCGAGCUGAUGAGCGGAGUGGUGGGGACGCCAUACUACGUCGCGCCGAAGGUGUUAGCCGGCAGGGACUACUUGGAGGUUGAAACCGGUGCUAUUCUGUACAUAAUGCUGGCCGGAGUCCUGCCUUUUUAUGGGGACUCAGCGGAGGAAAAGAGCCAAUCUCAGGUUUCUGGCGAGGAUUUUCAACUCUGUAUCGCCAGCGGGUAAGGAUCUGCUCCGGCGAGUUUUCUGUAAAGACAUCUCUAGAAGAUUCUCGGCUGAGCAAGUGCUGAGUAAGUACAUCUACAAUUUACAUUUUACUUUGAUUCCGCAUAUAACUUCUUCUAGUGGGUGGUUUGGAUUUAUAGCUGGAAAAGUUUUCUUUUCACCUAACAAACAAAAAUUACCAUAAACUUAAUUAGCUUGUUUUUAUUUUUCUGAAGAUAAAAAUUUUUAAAAUGUUAUACAGUAGUUAAUUUUGCCAUUUAUUAUUUUCCAUCUCUUGUUCUUUUCUGCA
Messenger RNA from Ipomoea nil (Japanese morning glory), 867 nucleotides. Its product is annotated as phosphoenolpyruvate carboxylase kinase 1-like. The record is from RefSeq and is a predicted model, not a curated record. Gene Ontology annotation, molecular function: calcium-dependent protein serine/threonine kinase activity; calmodulin binding; ATP binding. Lineage: Eukaryota; Viridiplantae; Streptophyta; Magnoliopsida; Solanales; Convolvulaceae. Gene Ontology annotation, cellular component: cytoplasm; nucleus. Gene Ontology annotation, biological process: protein autophosphorylation; intracellular signal transduction; peptidyl-serine phosphorylation. The transcript has 3 exons. Bases 42 to 578 code for a protein of 178 amino acids.